Camelina sativa (false flax) is the source of this 1368-nucleotide messenger RNA. Its product is annotated as putative F-box protein At4g17565. The record is from RefSeq and is a predicted model, not a curated record. Lineage: Eukaryota; Viridiplantae; Streptophyta; Magnoliopsida; Brassicales; Brassicaceae.
AUCUCGAGUUCAUCGAGGGAAAUGGAAAAGACAAAAAAACAAAUUUUGGAAAGUUUUCUUAUUAUAAGAGAGAAGAGCAAUUAUUAGGGUUCUUUGGAGUUUGGACAAAGGAACGAGGAGAAAGACAAAAAUGGCUCUGUUCUUCAGCCGAAUCUCGAAGCUCUCUGUACGCAGGUACAAUGCUCGUUUUUUCUCAUCAUUGCCUCAGUCACCAUGUCUGGUUCUGGGCACUAAGAAGUUGCGAGAGUCUCCAGAGGAGGGGAUAAUCAUGCAUCAAAAGUUAUUCUACCCGGCAACGAAAAAGACAGUGUACAGCAAGGAGAAGAAGUAUCCCAAAGAGCUCGUUGGCAAAACUCUUCUGGGAGCAUCUCAAGGUUGGGGAAUUUCUUGGAAGGACCUUACCUUGCAUCUCACGGAUCUGUACAAGCCGUGUGUCUCAUCUUCAAAAGUCAUAUCACUACCUCCACUUGGGCUCGAGUAUAAACCCACAACCCAUGCCACGGAACUGUCUCUCUCUUCUUCUGAUCCUGUCCAAGACGACUUUUCUGUGGCUGCAAAGUUCAAUGAAUAUCACGUAAGUGUCUGCAGGCCUCGUUGGGACUCUGAGUGGACUCACAUCGGGACCGCUUACUCUCUUUUACCAGCCUCUAAGCUCAUGUUUUCCAAGAGAGACCAAGCUUUCCACUUUACCAGUUUUAAGGGUCUCUACAUGGGUUCUCUGUAUCUCAACAACUACAAAGAGAUCAAGCAUAAAGAAAUACGCCUAAGAAAUAUGCCUAAGAUUCCACAGGCAGGUUGGGAGAUGUUGGAUAAUUGUUCCAUGACCAACCACUUAGUGGAAUCUUCCUCUGGUGAACUUUUCUUCAUCAAGUGGUACACACAGUGUAUUCACCAAGAGGAAUUUGUCCACAGCAGUACUAAGCGGUUCAUGGUCUUUAGGCAAGAUGGGAUGAGCAAAGACUUUUGUUACACUGAAGAUAUUGGAGAUCUCUGCAUCUUCCUUAGUAACAGUGAACCCUUCUGUCUCUCAGCAAGCUUGUACCCGGGGCUCAAACCUAACUCCAUCUAUUACAUUGGCCCUAGACAUGGUUGUUACGAUCUAGCUUCUGGCACGAACCGUCCCUUCCCUUUUGAUGAAUUUGGCAAACCCUCGCGGGUCAGUGCCCCUUACUGGAUCUUUUCGACCUCUUCUCCGAGUUCUAACUAGGAUCUAGAUCUGCCUUGUGUUUUGUGACUUCAAUUGUUCCUUUCUUGAUCCUUCUAUCAGUUAGGGUUUGUGUGAUUGAAGAUUUGGAUUUUAAAUUAUAUAUAUUAACGUUCUCUGGUGUUCUGUUUUUAAAUUCCUUGUAAUGGAUUGAGUUAAAAAAU